Molecule: messenger RNA, 5780 nt
Organism: Hypomesus transpacificus
Lineage: Eukaryota; Metazoa; Chordata; Actinopteri; Osmeriformes; Osmeridae
Gene: snx33
Product: sorting nexin 33
Exons: 2
Coding region: 1048-2733 (561 amino acids)
Biological process (GO): protein transport; endocytosis; plasma membrane tubulation
Cellular component (GO): plasma membrane; cytoplasmic vesicle
Molecular function (GO): protein binding; phosphatidylinositol binding
Source: RefSeq, a predicted model, not a curated record
AUUUCUUGAAAUGCAAAGAAUGGAUAAAGGACCUCACGGAAAAAUAACUUUCUUCGAUUGUCCAUGUUUAACGUCAUGGAAAUGCUUAGUCUUAUUCCUUGCAGAACGGAAGAGAGAGGCUAGGGCUUGCCUGUGAUGUGCUCCGUUGUCAGUCACCGUUUUUUUGUUGUUGGCUACUCCCUUCUUUUUUUCUAAGGUAUCAAGAUGAAGAUGUGCGAGAACCUGUUUAACACGGAAAAUUGAGCAAGUUUCCAAAGGAAUGUGAAGCAAAACUGAACUAGCACAAGGAUAGCCUAACUACUCCUCCCUCUCAGGGUUUGCAUUUGAAGCACCUUGUUAUGGAAUAUAAUAUUUUGAGAUCUCUAGAUCAUGUCUGUAGGAUGUACGGCAAAUCUGUUUGGGAAUAUUAGAUUACGCAAUGGUAGCUCGAAUCCCGUGGAUUACAACGACCAUACAAUCUGAAUUGCUUGUCGAUGAAAACCGAUGUUUGUAGGCUAUUCUUUGGAGGAAAAAGUUUCCACACAGCACAAGAAGAUCAAUUAUGUUUUCAAACAUCCAAGCUUUGUCAUCAACCUAUACUAACUAACUGGAACAAAAGAUGCUUUAUGAAAUGAUGGAACGUUAUCAGUAGGAUUCUGAAAUUGAUACGACCAUUGUUGAGCACGGUAACCGCAGUAGGCUAUAUGAAGUUAUUUUAUAGCAGCUGGAAGAAGACAUUUUAGCUAAAACCUACAAAUCUAUCGCUAAAUAUGAAAAGCGUGUGUUUAUGGACAUAAUGGUUUACGAAAUGCUACAGUCUGUUUUAUGAAAGGUCAAUACGAUUGUUUGAAGAGUACUGUAGCCUACUCUCUUCAGUUUUUGGUGUAAUCUGACCCUUGUGGUGGUGUCAUUUGAGCUUUAAAUCACUAAUUUGACAAAAACGUAUGUCACACUUCAGAAAAGUGUUACGUGAGCAUGCUGCGAUUACAUGAGCAGUAGCAGCAUCAUGAUGAUUUGAGGCAGGGUGCAAUUUAUGUGCAGAUGCUUUUUCACAGGUUUUGAGUCAAAAUGUCUGUGAAAGCUAAGGCCCUUUACACUUUCCAAAGCGAAAACAAAGAAGAGAUCAGCAUCCAGGAGAAUGAGGAGCUUGUUAUAUUUAACGAGCACUCUGUGGAUGGUUGGCUACAAGGGGAGAACAGUCGAGGGGAGAAAGGUCUCUUUCCAGCCUCGUACGUGGAGAUCGUCCGUCCUCGCUCCAACUCAAACCUGACAGACUGCUCCAUAAGCCCAGCUGGUUCUCUAGGUAAUGACUCCUCCUACUUCACCUCUGCCCCAAACACCCCAUUUCACAUGGAGCAGAGGUACUAUGAUGACGAGGACGACGACUGGGACGACUGGGACGACAGCUCCACCGUGGUGGAAGACGACGACCCGAGGAGGGGAAGUGGGGCAAACGGACAUUCUCAUCAGAACCCGCACUCCAACAACCCCAAUGUCCACUACCGUGCUAAACCUUACAUGGAGAGGCAGGACAGUAUUUCCAGCUCGCGGAAGGGCAGCAUGGUGGGCAGGAACUUGAACCGGUUCUCAAGCUUUGUGCGCUCAGGGGUAGAGGCGUUUGUAUUGGGCGAUGUCCCUAUGAUGGCCAAGAUAGCUGAGUCAUACACCAUUGAGAUGGGCCCCAAAGGGCCCCAGUGGAAAGAGAGCCCUCAGCCUUUCUCCUGUUCUGUGGAGGACCCUACCAAACAGACCAAGUUCAAGGGCAUCAAGACCUAUAUAUCUUACCGGGUCACCCCCAGCCAUACAGGGCGACCCGUCUACCGCCGGUACAAGCACUUCGAUUGGCUUUACAACCGUCUGCUGCAUAAGUUCACCGUCAUCUCUGUGCCUCACUUGCCAGAGAAACAGGCCACAGGGCGUUUUGAAGAGGACUUCAUCGAGAAGCGCAAAAGACGGUUGGUCAUCUGGAUGGACCACAUGACCAGUCAUCCUGUCCUUUCACAGUACGAGGGCUUGGAACACUUCCUUAUGUGUGCUGAUGACAAGCAGUGGAAGCUGGGCAAGCGGCGGGCGGAGAAAGAUGAGAUGGUGGGUGCCCACUUCAUGCUGACCUUUCAGAUUCCCAAUGAGCACCAGGAUCUACAGGACGUGGAGGAGCGCGUGGAUACCUUCAAGUCCUUUGCUAGGAAGAUGGAUGAAAGCGUCAUGCAGCUGACCCACGUCGCCUCAGAACUGGUUCGAAAACACCUUGGUGGCUUCAGGAAAGAGUUUCAGCGCCUGGGAAAUGCGUUCCAGUCCAUCAGCCAGGCGUUCAUGCUUGACCCUCCCCACAGCUCGGAUGCCCUCAACAAUGCCAUUUCACACACAGGCCGCACUUAUGAGAACAUUGGGGAGAUGUUUGCAGAGCAACCUAAGUAUGACCUCUUCCUCAUGCUGGACAGACUGUCACUCUACCAAGGCCUGCUUGCAAAUUUCCCAGACAUAAUUCAUCUGCAAAAAGGUGCGUUUGCCAAGGUGAAGGAAAGCCAGAGGAUGAGUGAUGAAGGGAAGAUGGAGCAGGACGAGGCGGAUGGUGUUCGCAAGCGCUGCCGAACGGUGGGGUUUGCUCUGCAAGCUGAGAUGAACCACUUCCAUCAGCGCCGGGAAGUGGACUUCAAGGAGAUGAUGCAGGCCUACCUCAAAGAGCAGAUCGCCUUCUAUCAGCGUGUGGGCCAGCAGCUGGAACGCACCCUGCACAUGUACGACACCCUGUAGAGCAACAUGUACGACACCCUGAAGAGCCCAAGGUCGUGUCUCUGUCCGUCUGGGUAACAGUGACUGCCCUGUCCAAACAGCAUUCAUGGUUUUCUAACCAGCCUUAGAAUACUGGCAAUUGGGUUUUGGAUAUGGUUGAACAAUGCAAUCACAACACAAUGGUAGCAUUUUUGAAGAGGUUGACAGCUAAUAACAAUAAAUUCUCACCCUUACCCUAUUUUACUUGUUAGAGGCAAAGUGUGAGUUUCAUGCCAGAUGUGAGAGAUUUGGUACCCCAGAUGGAUAAUGCCUCCCAGACAUAGAACACGUAGCUUGUUUUUGCAUACAUUUCCAGGGAGUGUCAUCAUGUUAUGCAAAUGUUUUGUUCAAGGUAUUUAGAAGAAUCUUUAUAGGCUCCAGUUAGCAUUAGCCCUCCAAACUUUGAACCAGCUAUUUACAGCAGCAAAAACUUCACAAAACCCACAUUAUGACUGUCUUUCAGGCCUUGGGUUAGGGCUUCUUAUACAAAAGCACUGGCCAAAUGUAACAAAUAGAUGGAGUAAAUUAUUUACUUGUGAAGUUUAAUUCUGUCACAUCAGGAAGUACGUGACUGUGCAUUGAAUUACCUGCAGUUUGAACACUUGAAUCUCAAGACAUGGGUGAAGUGGGCUUUUCAGGGACAAGUGGAUGUAAAUAUGAGUCGUGAUUUACUAACAUUUCUCAUAUUCCACAUCCACUUAAACCUAGAAAACACAACGCCCCAUACCCAUUAUCCACUUGUGUAAUAACUUAGUUAUAUCAUACUGUACUUAGUAGUAAUUUGUAAUUUCAUAGCAGUUCUAUAUAACUUAUUACCACAGGUUUUACAAUGUAGUUGCUUGGUGUAAGGCUUUAUAAUGUGUUCUGCUAAACAGUCAUAUACAGUAGUAAUACAUGAAACACCUAAAAGCCACAAGCUGUAUUAACCCCUGUGCUGCCUUCGGGUCACAUGGUCACAUUCAUAACGAACCAUCGUUGUGUUUACCCAAUUAAACCCCAUACAAAAACAAAUACAAAUAAUUGUAUUUGAACCUUCGCAAUGUGGGGGGUCUGAGACAGCCCAACGGUUAAAAGAAAAUGCUUCACUUUGUUUUUGUAUGCGGUAAAGUUGUCGCAAUACGACGGUGGGUCAUAUUGACCCGUAGAUAACACAAGGGUUCCAAAAAGAGGAUCGGGUAUGUUCCCCUCAUGCGGUGCAGUGAUCGAGCAAUAUGUGGAAAAGUUGUAUUUCUUGGCAGGGACCAUUUCCAGUUGAAAUACAAACAUGAUGCUUGAAGUGAACAACUAAGGGCUCAGCUAAUUGGAUGAUGUAGCCUUACUGUCUUUGUCCUCAAGUUCAAAUCCUAGACAAGCCAGAAUUGUGCCUGUUGAAGGUUAGUGGGUUCCAAGCAACUAUAGGAGCUUCAGGUUAAUUAGUAGGGCUGUCAACUACUUCAAUAUGAAGGCAAGGUGGAGCAUUUGACUGCAGAUCAAGAGCUUGCAGGUCCAAAUGCCCACCUGUGUGUUGCUGUUGGACCUGAAUGUUGCUUUAUAACUUCUAGCUUCAGAAGAAAUCCAGUUUUUACUCAGCAGCAGGCCAUCCCGAAACUACCCCCACCUUCUCAAAAUGAUUCUAAAGUCUAGCUUUGUGUUCUUCAACCUGAAGCUACCAAGUGAAAACUUUAGUAAUGGGCUCGUACAAGGAAUACAUUUGAGACAAGCAUGUCAGUUUUUGUGUCAGUAAAAACAUUGAAAGGUGUGUUGUGGUUCGGUUACCUUUGACAGCCAUAAUAAUUACAAAUAUAAUGUUCUUUGUGUGGUUUUAGUUAAAGAAGUGCCUUAAGAAACCAAGGCAUGUUAGUGUGUAUGUGUUCAAGACUUCAUCUGAUUCUUCUUUUUUGAAGAGAAAUGGAGCCCUGAAUUUCCUGUUCUUCAGUUUGCACAGUUCAACUGGUGGACCUGUGUUUGUGUGCAUCAGAGAGGAUACAGGGGAAUAUGUACAGUAUGCUGUAGAUUGGUCCAAAUUAAACCAGUCUGUUACUUACCUAAUACUGAUUCCAAACAAAUGAUUGUCCAAAUCUAUAAUAUACUGAUUGGUUGUUAUCAAAGUAGACAUCAUAUAGGAAUGUGUGGCUAAGUUAUUUUCAGGUUUAUAUGAACCAGUUAAGGGGUAGCCACAACCUAAGACAGCUCCACAUUCAAGUUAUUUCAUGUAUUGCGCAACAGUUCAAGUCAUUUUUCUCUACCAGGUUUGUGAUUAUUUAACUAGUUAUUUUCUUUUGUGCUCUUAAGCACUAUUAUUAGUAUUAUGCAAAGUGUUCUUAGACUACAGAAUAUGUGUCCUGUCUGAACCUGUGCAUUGCUUUGAAAUGAUCAGCUCUUAUUUCCAGUUAUACACAUAUUGUAGUUAAAACAAUCCAAAAACAAUAAUAGAUGGAAGUGCAUUAAUUAUAUGUUUACUCCAUGGCACUCCAUGUCACUGUGGGAAUGGUUGACAUGGUUCACAUUUCCAUCCAGGUGGGUGACUGCAUUCCAGGUGUUGAAUCUCUUUCAAUCUUAUUUUUGUCUUUUUUUCUUUUCUUUUUUCUGUUGUCUCUUUUUGCACAGUUGUGUUGCUCUAAGACCAAAGUAAACCCAUUACUUUCCACUGGAAAUUUUUCUUUUUUUUUAUGCUGAAGGGUUAAUUGUUUAUUGUUAAAUCCCUUGAGUCUUAAGAAAGUUUUUUUUCUCAUUCGCUAUUUUAAUGCAAAUGUGAGGAUAAAAAAACACUUUGAAAUGGGAGACGAGAAGGAUUUUCUUUGGUGACUGCAAAACACGUUGUCUUUUUUACGACAACCACUGGCAGCCUGAUAAUAAAGACAUUCCCUAAAUGUUGAGAGUAAUUUAGUGUUUGGUGAGGGGAAGCAUUUUCUGGUUGCACACAUGAUUUAAUCUUGAAAAGGAUGUGUGAAAUGGGGGCUGAUACAUGAAGUGUUUUUCUCAGAGGAAGAGGAAGAGGACUAGUGUUAGGAUUGGAGGAUCUACAUCUUAAUAAAAGAUCAUUAUAAUGA